Molecule: messenger RNA, 1932 nt
Organism: Candidula unifasciata
Lineage: Eukaryota; Metazoa; Mollusca; Gastropoda; Stylommatophora; Geomitridae
Source: the annotation of a GenBank genome assembly
AUGGGGAAAAGCCGCACCAGCAGUGGGAGUUCUUCAUUUUCUUCGGAACUAGACAAGAUGCAGCCAGGUGACAGUCAUGCCCGAGAAGGUUGGGGCGGGAAGCUAGACUUUAUUCUCACCUGUAUCGGAUACGCCGUUGGAUUGGGCAACAUCUGGAGGUUCCCGUAUCUAUGCUACAAGAGUGGGGGAGGUGCAUUCCUCAUCCCAUACACAUUGUUCUUGUUACUGUGUGGCCUUCCCUUGUUCUUUCUGGAAGUGACCUAUGGCCAAUUUUCAAGUUUAAGUCCCAUUGCGAUAUGGAAAGUGGCUCCAUUAUUCAAAGGUGUUGGCGUGGGCAUGUUGGUAUGUUCUGCCAUUGUAUGCAUCUACUACAACGUGAUAGUUGCCUGGACAAUUUACUACUUGUUUCUUUCAUUCCGGAUGGUUCUUCCCUGGUCUCAUUGUAACAACGAGUGGAACACGGACAGAUGCAUAGACGAUGAGAGGCUGAGAAAUUUUACUGCCAUCGCUGCAGCCAUGAACAACAUGAGUAAUUUUGUAGUUCGGAAUUUAAGUUUGGACAGUAACAAUUCAGUGUCUGGGUUUGAUUCCAUGACUGAGACAUCUGCAUUAGUGUAUGUGAGAGGCAACAAGACAGUUCCUGCGAGUGUGGAAUUCUGGGAGCGCCAUGUGCUGGAGCUAACCGAUGGCAUAGAAAACCCUGGCAGUGUCCGGUGGCAGCUACUGAUCUUUUGUAAUAAAAGGCAAAGACUGUAUGACUGUAAUGUGAUGCACUUUGCAGCCCCAUUCCCCUACUUGGUCCUACUGAUUCUGCUGGUGCGGGGAUGUACUCUGCCUGGGGCUGCUGAAGGCAUCAAGUUCUACAUUGUGCCCAGGUGGGAGAAGCUCACAGAGUUUAAUGUAUGGGGCGAUGCAGCUCUCCAAAUUUUCUACUCUGUUGGCAUGGCAUGGGGUGGGAUCAUCACAAUGGCAUCCUACAACAAGUUCAACAACAACGUUUAUCGAGACGCCAUGUUGGUUCCACUGAUCAACUGUGGCACCAGCUUUUUUGCAGGGUUUGUUAUAUUUUCCGUCCUUGGGUUCAUGGCUCAUGAGGUCAACACAAGCGUCGACAAGAUUGUCAGUCAGGGACCCGGUUUGACCUUUGUGGCCUACCCAGAAGCCAUUGCAAAAAUGCCAGUUUCACCAUUGUGGUCUGUGCUGUUCUUCUUCAUGCUCUUCACAAUUGGUUUGGACAGCCAGUUUGGAAUGUUUGAGACCAUCCUGAGUGGCAUCAUUGAUGAAUUCCCUCACUUCCUGCGCAAAAAGAAGACCAUUUUAACUGCCGUGGCAUGCUUUAUUGAGUUUCUACUGGGACUGGCUUGUAUCACUCAGGGUGGCAUCUAUGUGCUACAGAUUAUGGACUGGUACUGUGCCAGCUUCUCUCUGAUGUUAAUCUCUCUGACUGAAUGUGUGGCCCUUGCCUGGGCAUAUGGUGCCGACCGACUGUACAAGGACAUUGCUCUGAUGACUGGGUUUCAGCCUCACUUCUGGUGGAAAUACAUGUGGAAAUUUGUCACCCCUACAGUGAUAAUGUUUAUAUGGAUCUUCAGUGUUGUGACUCUUGGCCCCGUCACCUAUGGCACAUACACGUAUCCAACAUGGGCUGUUGUGAUUGGUUGGUUUAUGGCCGUUGCUUCUAUUGUACCCAUUCCGUGUAUUGCUGUCAUGCAGAUUGUCAAUGCUGAUGGACCACUACUGCAUCGUAUAAAACAUUUAUGCAAGCCUGAUGACUCGUGGGGACCAGCAUUGCCUGAAAACCGCAAACGCUAUCUGGCCGACCUUGACCCCAGCGAAUUAGACCUCAGUGUAUCUCUGAAUCAGAUGAUCGUCCCACACAAGGGCAGCAAUGUCUGUGAUGAAGCAACAGUUAUCUUCUUGCCUAAGGCAUAG